Trematomus bernacchii (emerald rockcod) is the source of this 3067-nucleotide messenger RNA. RefSeq names its product G protein-coupled receptor 137Bb (gene gpr137bb). Gene Ontology annotation, biological process: regulation of autophagy; negative regulation of osteoclast differentiation; positive regulation of TORC1 signaling. The record is from RefSeq and is a predicted model, not a curated record. NCBI's taxonomy places the organism in Eukaryota, Metazoa, Chordata, Actinopteri, Perciformes, Nototheniidae. The coding region runs from base 85 to 1269 and encodes 394 amino acids. The transcript is spliced from 7 exons. Gene Ontology annotation, cellular component: lysosomal membrane.
UCUGAGACACGUUUCUUCUUCUUCUUCUGCUCCACCCAGAGAUCAGCGCUGUCUUCCCUCCCUCCUCUGUGGGGAACAGGAGGGAUGAAUGGGGAGGCGAUGGAGGGGAUCCUGGAGCAGCAGCAUGCCGGUAACGACUCCCACCUCCCUCCCCCUCCCACCAUCACGCCGGCAAUCCCUCCCUACGUGAAGCUGGGUCUCACCAUCGCCUACACCAUCUUCUACUCGCUGCUCUUCGCCUUCGUCUACGCCCAGCUGUGGUUGGUUCUGAGAUACCGACACAAGCGCUUCAGCUACCAGACGGCCUUCCUGUUCCUGUGUCUGCUGUGGGCCGCCCUGAGAGCCCUCCUCUUCUCCUUCUACUUCAGAGACUGUGUGACCGCCAACGCUCUCGGACCCUUCGCCUUCUGGCUGCUCUACUGCUUCCCCGUCUGCCUGCAGUUCUUCACGCUCAGCCUCAUGAACCUCUACUGCGCUCAGGUCUACUUCAAGGCAAAGUCCAAGUACACACCUUCACUGCUCAAGUACAGACUUCCUCUGUACCUCGUCUUCUUCGGCGUCAGUCUCCUCUUCCUCGUGGUUAAUCUGGUCUGUGCCCUGCUGGUCAAAAUGACGGCGGCCGACGUGAAGACCAUCGUCCUGGUGAGGGUCACCAUCAACGACAGCCUGUUCGUCCUCUGCGCCAUCUCGCUUUCCGUCUGCCUCUACAAGGUCGCCAAGAUGUCGCUGGCCAACAUCUACCUGGAGUCUAAGGGGACGUCGGUGUGUCAGGUGACUCUGAUCGGCAUCAUGGUGGUUCUGCUGUACGCGUCGCGCGCCUGCUACAACCUGGUGGUGCUCGCCCUCACUAACAUCGAGACCAUCAACUCCUUCGACUACGACUGGUACAACGUCUCAGACCAGGCGGACCUGCGCUCGUCUCUGGGAGACGCCGGCUACAUCGUGUUCGGGGUGAUCCUGUUCGUCUGGGAGCUGCUGCCCACCUCGCUGGUCGUCUUCUUCUUCAGGGUCCGACGGCCGCCGCAGGAACGGAGCACAGCUGGGAUACCGAACCACGUUCUCUCCUCUCGAGGAUAUUUCUUUGACAAUCCUCGACGGUACGACAGUGACGAUGACCUGGCGUGGAGCAUCCCUCCCCAGAAUGCAUCAGCAAGUCUUUCCUCCGACUGCUACGACUGGGGCAGUCGCCACAGCAGCUUCACGGUUCACACCAACGGAGACGAGCAGCGCCUCACCGCCGGGGGGGGGGAGCUGCACCCUUACCCAUAAUGCCCCUCUUCACUGUACAGCACCACUCCGCACUUUCACACCGAUCAGUUAUUGUGUUUCUUAUCAUAACUGAUGUAGAGGUUUGUAGAGAAUUUAGAGAAAAUACCUGAAUGUUCAGCAGGGUUCCUACACAGAGACGAAUCAGGUUUUUGCUUUAAUUACAAUAUAUUAAUACUGCAGCACAAUAACAGUUACAAUAACAUAAUACAAUAAUACACCAUAACACACCAUUAGUGUUUCGCUGCUAACACUUGCCACAAUGCAUCUGGCUAUUUUGCAUACAUUUACAGUAUGUCGAAAAUUCUGAUGCUACCGUGAUGUUCAUAUCAAACACAUUAAAGGUGGGGUAGGUAAGUUUGAGAAACCGGCUCGAGAUACACUUUUUGUUAUAUUCCAUGGAAUGCUCUUAACAUCCCGAUAGCAAUGAAUAUCUUAAGUGCUUUGACAAAAAAUCCAUAAAAAAAAUGUCAUCUGUGGAAGCCGUAGUGCUGUAAAAAGCACGACCAAUCAUCUGAGCCGACUAAAAUAACUGGAUGGCCUACCUGCCUGUCAGCCUUCCAUCUCGUGCCCUCAUUGGUCAUGUGCACGUUCGUGUGUGUUGGAGGAGGGGCUCUAUAAGGAAGUGGCAGAUUUUCUCCCGCUGUGUAUUUUCAAAUUCUAGCGAUCUCGAGCUGGUUUCUCCAAAAUUACCUACCCCACCUUUAAUAGAUCAAGUUAUAAGUUGUUUAGAUAUUUUAAGUGACAGAAUGAGACCUAGUGGUUUAAAGAAAACCCAAAUGCUGCUGAUUAAAAUGUCACCUUAAUGUCGACCGUAUCUAGUGAUAUAUGUAGUUUAGUGCAUCCUAAAGGUCGAAUUUCAUCCAGUACUGCAGCUUCACAUUGUUUUUAAUCAUUCAAAUCGGUUCAUGAGGUUUGAUCAGAAAUGAUCCAGAGUCAGUCAAGGCCUUUACACACCAGCCAUUACACAAUCAUGCAUAAAAGAAAUGCAUUUUUUCCUCUCUUUUCCUCACAUCGGAUUCAGAAUCAGAAACAGGUUUAUUGCCAAGUAAGUUAACUCUUAUGAGGAAUUCGUCUUGGUGUACAUGUUUCAUCAAAAGUAAGAAAACCAACCAACAAAUUAAAUAAAAACAAUUGAUACUAUUAUACAAAGUACUUGGAAUAAUGAAAUACAUCAACUAUGUUCAGUAUUGUUAUGGAAGAGGAUGAGAGGUAGCUUGUGUACACAUGUACAACAUUAUUUGGAGGGUUUUGCAGAACAGGCAAUACUUAAAUGAACCUUGUCUUGCCUCUGCAUUUUUUCCACAUAUUUGCUUUCUUUGUGAAAGUAUUAAUCUCAAAAAAGUAAUUCAUGAGACAUAAAACCGUUAUAAAGGAUAUGCAAAUGAGUUGCUUGUGUAAAAGCCUGAACUCUGUGUAGGAGCCCUGCUUCAGAGAGUCCAUGUGUUAUAGACUGACAGUUUGUAGACGGUGUCGUGAUGAAUGUUUUAGAGAAUGUUUCUUGAUCUUUUGGGGAGUUUUUCAGCAAGUAAGCCAAAUAAAUCUACCUUUAAUUUGUUUAAUUAACAAUUAUCCUGACUUAACUGAAACCAAUUCUCCAAAUGUUCAAUUUCUUGCAGUUUUUCGAUCAUGUACUCAAGGCACUUUGAAAAUUAGCAAUUGCACAAAUAUCUGAGACAAUCUGACAGGGUAAUACAAGUGAAUUCAGUUUGGUUUUUAAUAUUAAACUCUUCCUUUAAAGGUGGGGUAGGUAAUUCACUUCAGAAACACUUUUUGUUAUAUUCCAUGGAAUGCUCUUAAC